Molecule: messenger RNA, 480 nt
Organism: Daktulosphaira vitifoliae (grape phylloxera)
Lineage: Eukaryota; Metazoa; Arthropoda; Insecta; Hemiptera; Phylloxeridae
Exons: 3
Coding region: 43-468 (141 amino acids)
Source: RefSeq, a predicted model, not a curated record
AUGAAUAUUACAUCUAUUGACUUAUAAAACACCAAAGAAAAAAUGUCAGUAAAAACUUUACAAUUUACUUGUUUUUUCUUUUUUUUAAUUGUUAUAACAUCAAAUAUAAAUGCAUUGACAAAUGGAGAUGUUGUGAGACGUUUAGAGAAUAUGCUACAUUUUCUAGAUAUUAGUAAUGAAGAACAGUUAGAUACAGCAAGAACCAUGAAAAAAAUACAUAAUUUCACAAAGACCCAGGACCCAGUGUUAGUACCAGGCAGCGUUAUUACUUUAGGCCUGCAAAACAUGGAAUACGUUGUGUUUCAUACCAUCAAUCAUACAGUCUUUGAUCUGGCAACAUUAGCUCUUAGUAAAUACAAACGUCUAUCCAAAAUCAAUAAAAAAAUUUUAUAUGAUUUUCUCGAAGAAAAAGAUCAAAAUAAAGAUGGUACAAUUAAAUUUCUUGGUAUAUAUUUUACAAUUAUUUAAUUUCUUACUUAC